GUAAAUCAGGAGCUGAUCAGGAGCUGCAGUCAGCCCAAUGGGCGUCAGUAAUAGACGCUAGCUCUGCAGUACAUCAAAUGCUAACAUUAAAACAAGAGAGGACAUCUUUGUUCACAGUCAGCGCUGUUUGUGAAGCGUAUUCAAAGAGGUUUAAGAGAUGAAGUCACUGACUCUGCAGCAGGCCGAUGUGGCCCAAGGAGGACACCAGCAGACAUGUGGGAGAAGUUUGACCUCCAACUAUGCUCCUCCAAGUCUGGAGAACAAGCUCCUCACUCAGACCUCUGCACUCUUACCCCCACUUUCAAACCUUGCACUGCAGCCUUCUUCAUGCCCCGCUCUGCAGCCCUCCCACCUGUCUUCCACCUCAUCAUCCCUCCUUUCUACUUCCUUUUUCUCACCUUCCUUCACCUCUCCUCUCCUCAGCACUGAGAACAAGCUUCUUAAAAGCCAAUCACCUCUUCCCUCUUCUUCCCUGACCUCCUUUUUAUCUGGGCCCAAAGACUCCCUGCUCCAAACGUCCCAUCCCAGCUGUCCUGUUGCUCAUCCUCCUUCACUCAUCACUGGUGUUUUGGGUGGAGAAGAGAAAAGUGAAGAUGGAGGGGAUGAAGGGAAGGAGGAAACAUCUGAAAUGAUGCCGUUCCCUUUUGAAGACACAAGUUUGACACAUUCUGAAGAAGAGUCUUCUUCUGAAGAGGAGUAUGGGGAGGAAGAUGAUGUUGGAUCACCCAUGGAAAUAGCUGUCCUAGGAACAGAUCUGGGCAACCAGGAACUGGAUCAAGAUUUGGUCAUCAAACAGGAGGAAUUCACGAUUGUUGAAAGGGGAAAUGAGGAGACAGAAGAGAAGCUGAAGGAUAAAAAAUAUCGCCUGUUGAAUGCUGUGUGUUGCUCUCUGAUCAGCAAGAGCACAAACCCAGGAGAGUCAGCCUGGAACGCAGAGCACGGUGUUUGGACCAGGAUCAUGAACCUGGCAAAAGACAUUUCUGUCUCUGACCCACAGUUUCUUCUCAAGGUAGCGGUUUAUACCCGGCAGGAGUUGAACAUCCGCAUCACGGCCAACUUCUUAUUGGCUCUGGCCGCCAGUCUGCCAUCCACCAAGUUGCAUUUCCGUAGAUACUUCUGUUCUGCUGUUCAGCUGCCUUCAGACUGGCUGGAAGUUGUCAGAAUCUACAGUAAAUGCUUCAGCCACUCCCUGCCGAUGUGCCUGAAGAAUGCAAUGGCGGACAAGUUUAAGCAGUUUAACGAGUACCAGCUGGCUAAAUACAACACACGCAAACACCGCUGUAAACACAGCCGUAACAGGCCCAAAGCCAAGAAACCAACCGCUCAGCAGCUUCAUCACUGGGCAAGCCUGCUGCGAUCAAAUAAAACUAUUCUGGAAAAGUUUUUACAGGUGGAGGGCAGCAAAGCAGACAGCAAAGUGGUGGUGGAUAAAAAGCAGAGUGAGUUCAGUAUAAAGAAAAUGAUCAAGAGGCUUCAUAUUAAAGAACCGGCUGAACACGUUAUGGCCAUCCUGGGAAAAAAGUAUCCUGCUGACCCGAAGACGUUCAUGAGCAGUGGAAUAAAGGGUGUGUGGGAUAGGGAGCGAGCCGGGCAGAGGAUGAAGCUCAAAGAGCCGGAAACGUGGGAGCGGCUGCUCAGUUUGGAAGGAAACAAGGCUGCUACCUGGGAGAAGCUCAUAGACAACAAGUCUCUUCCAUUCAUGGCGAUGCUGAGGAACCUGAGGAACAUGAUCAUUAAAGGCAUCAGUAAGGCUCAUCAUGAGAAGAUCCUCAACAGACUCACCAACAAGAAAGCUGUUAUCGAGAGUCGGCAGUUUCCUUUCAGAUUUCUCACUGCUUAUAAAGUCAUCCUGCAGCUUCGAACUCUGGCCUCAGCAGCUCAGCAGGCCAUCCCUCCUGUUCAUGAGAUCCUGAAGGACAUCCUGAGAAAGAUUCCCAAAAGCAAGCAAUUCAGACGUAUGGACUGGGAGUCUACUGAAAGGAGCAGGAUAAGGGUGACACGUGGGGUGCCUUUUCUCUACCGACAGUAUCGACUCAGGAAGGCCCAGCUUAUAAAAGCCAAUGAGCGGCUGUUCUCCGUUGAACUGUUGGACCGUUACUGCAGAGCUCUGGAGACGGCCGUGCAGAUCUCCUGUCGCUACAACAUUCCCCCGCUCCCUGGACGGACUGUCAUCCUUCUCAACGCACACAUGAACACCAAUGUGGACUUGAAAGGGGACCAGGACUUCUGCCUGCCACCAGACCCCGACCAGGAAGAGGAGGAAGAAGAGACAGAAGAAGUGAGCGAGAGAAGAAGGAAGAAGAAAAAGCAGGAUGAGAAUCUGACUCCAUCUGCUGAAGAGAUCGGAGUUUUGCUCUCUCUGAUGAUCUGCAGCAGUGCUGAGGACGCCCAGCUUGGCUUGUUUAAUUGGUAUACCACUAAAGAAGUCAAACUUCAGUCUGAUGUUCUUCUGGAAAAUGUCAGGGCUGUGAUGAAACAAAUAAAGGUAUUUGGAGAGUCAUCCCCCACCACUGACAGAAAUUUUCACUCAAAAGUCUUAACCAGCAAAAACAAGCCUGACAACAUCAUCAUAGUGACUGACUACUGGGUCAAUAGUGAAAUCCAGUGGUACAUGAAGUGCUACCGGAAGGAAGUAAAUAACAAAGCCCUCUUGGUGAAGAUCUCCUUUGCAGAAAGAUACAAAGAGUUUUCUCCUGACAGGAACAUUGUAAACCUGGAUGGCUUCAGUGAACAAAUGCUCAGGUUUGUGGCUGAGCGAGGAUCUUUCAGGCUGCUGGACCACGUGGAGCAUAUAGAUAAACUGUACAACAUCCCAGCACUAAAGGGAGCCAAAGGCCCCCAAGCAUCAGAUAACAUCGUCCCAGUACCACCAAGCCCCAGAUUAAGGUGGCAAAGCAUCCGUGUCUUUAUCUCCUCCACCUUCAGAGACAUGCACGCCGAGCGCGACAUCCUGGUGCGGAGCGUGUUCCCAGAGCUCAGGCGCCGUGCCGCACAGCACUGCCUCUACCUGCAGGAGGUGGAGCUGCGUUGGGGAGUGACAGAGGAGGAGUCAGAGCGAGCCGCAGAGCUGUGCCUUUCGGAGGUUUGUCGCAGUCAGAUGAUGGUGGGCAUCCUGGGAGAGAGGUACGGCCUGGUCCCUCCGAAACCUGACCUUCCUGACCUGCCACAGUACAGCUGGCUUUCUUCAGCCCCAGCAGGCCUGUCCAUCUCAGAGAUGGAGAUCCGUCAGUUCAAGGCUCUUUACCCCGACAAUGCCAACCAGCGAAUGUUCUGCUACUUCAGAGAUCCAAACAUCACCAAAUCAGUGCCGGUGGCGUGGAGAUCUCACUUUGCUCCCGAAUCUAAGGAGGCCGAGUCUAAAAUGUCCUCUCUGAAGAAAAUGAUCCGGGACAGUAAAGUCAAGGUCAUGGAGGAUUACCCUUGUGAGUGGGGAGGCAUUGUGGAGGGAAAACCAUAUCUGAAAAACCUGGAGGACUUUGGUAAAGCUGUGCUGGAAGACCUGUGGACGGCUAUUUUAAAGCAGUUUGUGAACGAAAAAAAGGAUGCUGAGGCUGUGUCUGAGAUGAAAGAACAAGAGGUUCACCAGGGGGCGCUGCAGAGGCAGUUCUUUGGCAGGCAGAAGCUGCUCACUGCAGCUGUGGAGAUGGUGGAGCAGGUCCGGACAAAAGGAGGGAUGAUGGUGGUGGAGGGAGGACCAGGAGAGGGCAAAACCAUCUUCAUGGCUGCUCUGGCACAGACCCUCAGGACCGGAGAGAAGUCCAAGAAAAACCUCACCUGUGAUGUCAUCUCCUACUCCACAGCUGCCAGCCAAUCGGCUAAAUCUGUGGAAAAUCUGCUCCAGUGUCUCGUUCAGUGGUUGAAGAAGAAGAAAGAGACCAAGGAGGAGGGAACACCUCUGGCCAGUUCUUACAAGGAUUUGCUGUCAGAGUUUCACUCCAGUUUAAAUGACAUGGAGAAGAAAACUCCUCUUGUUCUUCUGGUUGAUGGCGUGGAUCUAGUCCAAGACGGCAGAGGUCAGCUAUGCUCUGACUGGAUACCACAGCAGCUUCCUCAGAAUGUUUGUUUGGUUGUGAGCAUCACAUCCAAAGCAGCUCUUCUACAGACUCUGGCCAAGAAAAGAGGCAGCAUCCUGUUUACUCUGGGUCAGCUCACCAUGCUGGACAGAAAGGAGAUCGUUCAGAAGGGACUAGACUCCUUUGGCAAGAGACUCAGUGACUCUGCAUUCAACAACCAGCUCCAGAUUCUGGUAAUGAAGAAAGGAGCUGUGAGCCCUCUCUACCUGCAGCUGGCCUGUGAAGACUUGAGGAACUUUGCCUCCUUUGACAAGUUGAAGGAGAGCCUCCAGGACUUGCCUCAGUCUCUGAGUCAGCUGGUGCAGUACAGCCUGGACAGACUCUGCUCACAGUACAGAGGCAUGCUGGGACUCCGCUGGGCCUUGGCAGCGUUAACUGUCAGCACCACUGGUCUGAGAGAGAAAGAUUUCUGCUCUGUCCUGAACACAUGCAAUGAGCUGUCUUCAGGUGAUGGACAAGCCGCAUGGAAGGAAGUACUUCAUCUUUCCAGGUCACCUAAGGGACGCAUUCCCAUGGCAACUUUCACCCGAGUAGUGCAGAGCUUACAGAGUCUGAUGGGUUCAUCUCAUUGCCACAACACCGACGACCUGCUGGCUCUGACUAAUUCAGAGGUAAAGAGGGCCUUUGAGGACUUUCUUCUCCCAACAGAGAGCGACAGAGCCAAAGCUCACCUUGUUCUGGCAGCUCAUCUGUGGGCUCUAGCUGACCCACAGGGUUCAAACACCUUCCUGCACUGUGAGGCCAACUCUGUCAUGCACCUGCCUUCAAGCCUGAUUCAAAGUGGUCAAGUGGAGGCGCUUCAAUCCCUCCUCUCCAGCUACUUCUUCCUGUACGCGCAGGUGCGUCACGGCCUCCUGCACCAACUCCUGAAGACCUACAGCUUAUGUGUCGGCUCACAAGAAAGUCUAGAAGACUGCCGUAGUUUCUUGAAGCGCCACGCCCAGCUGCUCUCGUCUUGGCCGACUCUUUUCAUUCAGCAAGCUCUGAACGAGCCUCCUGAGACGUCUGCUCACAUCUGGGCGCAGGGCCUGAUGGGAAAAGAAGGGGUCAGGGUUGUCAAGUGCCUGAACAAUGAUGGUCAGGUUCAGCACGGAAGCAGUGAGUUGGUGUCAACCUUCUCCUCUGAACCAACCUGUCUAGUUAUGAGCCCUGAUAAAGAGUUGAUGGUGGUUGGGACCGGACAGGGAACGUUACAUGUCAUUAACAUAGAGACCAAACAGGAAGUGAAAUCUCUGGUGAGCAGCUGUGACGGUAUCUCCAGCUGUGUGUUUCUUAAAGAUGGCCGCCUUGCUACAACCUCCUAUGAUGGACAGAUAGAGAUCUGGGACAUCGGGAGCAGCUGCAGGACUGCUCUGAUUGAUGCCCACACUAACACGAUAACAGCGAGUGAUAUCACUGCUGAUAAGAAGAACCUCGCAACCGUGUCUCUGGACUUCAAAUUGAAAGUCUGGUCCUCGGCGAAAGGUAAUGAAGUUGCAGUCUUUCACAGCCAGAGCCCAUUGAACUGUGUGAAUUUUGACCCUGAAGGUCACCUGCUGGCUGCAGGUUGUUGGAAUGGGAAUGUGAUCAUCUGGAACUGGCUCAGGAAUAAAGUCAUAACGAGCCUGUCUGGUCACAAGCGCUCUGUUCGUAGUCUCUCCUUCGCUCCCUCCUCCUCCUCCAUGCUCUGCUCUGGCUCUGUGUGCGGAGAGGUCAGGGUGUGGUCUGUGCCCACCUCCACCUGUGUGGGAUGUUUCCAAGCUCACAGUGGAGCCACAGAGGCCCUCACCUUCCUAGAGAGAGGGAGCAUGCUGCUGAGUGCUGGAUCUGACAACAUGCUGCAGCUCUGGUCAGGAGGACUCGGACGUUCAGUUGCUGUGUUAAAAGAUGAUGUGUGUGAGCAGGAGCCUCCUCCUAAGAAACAAAAGCCAGUAUUACCUGCUCCAGCUGCUCUCUGUGUGGCUGUGAAUGGAGACUUUGCUGUUGUGGGAUAUCACAGUGACGGCAUCAAACUCUUCAAUCUAGAGACAGGGGAGAAGAUUUGGCAACCAGACUUCCUUAAUGUGACGGUGUUGAGCAUGCGGUGGGUCUAUGUGAAAACCGAGCUGACUGAAACAGAGCUGCUGGUGACUGCAGGGAGUGACAUUCGUUUGAGGAUCUGGAAGAAGAAGGACGAAGAGCUGGGGCUGCUGGGGGGUCUGUACGAGUUUGGAUUAUUUGCUUGCCAACGCUGCGUUCUUGCUAUUGAACAAAACUCAACAUACCUGGCUACAGCUUCAGUUGAUAGCACUAUUUGUCUGUGGUCACUGAGUGAGCUGGUUGAAGACCCCUGUACUGAGCCUCAGGCUGUGCUGAAUGGGCACACUGGAGGAGUCACCUGUAUGUCUUUCAGCCCUGAUGGAGGAAAGCUGCUGUCUGGAGGGAAAGAUAAGACUCUGAUAGUUUGGGAUGUGAGCGCAUCUCCUCCUGUUCUCUCUAAGUCUCUCCGUCACUCUCACAGAGACUGGAUCACCGGCUGUGUUUGGACUCCAGAGUGUGUGGUUAGCUCAUCCACCGAUGGGAGGCUUUGUUUCUGGGAUCUGCAGGCAGGCCAACGCCUUAAAGAAAUCUCCUGGACCAGUCCUCUUACGUCUGUCUGCUGUCUGGGACAGUAUGUUAUAGCUGGCUGUGCAGAAGGAGCGCUUCAUGUUUGGAACGGGGAAACAAACACAGAAGUCAGCCACAUUGCUGCACACGAGCAGCAGAUUGACCACUGCUGUGUCCUAACUCAUACAGACAAGAAUAAGGAAGUGAAGCCAGAGGAGAUGACUGUCCUCACUGCUUCUAAAGAUGGCACAGUGAAGCUCUGGAAACCACUAGAGGUUGAGCACUUCAACACCUUCCAUGGUCACAGCGGCUCCAUUCAUGGAGUUGUUCUCAAAGAAGGACUCCCAGAAUUCCUCACAUUUUCUGAAGACUGCUCACUGCGAAGCUGGACAUUGACAUCAAAGGGCCACACCAGCCAGAGAGGUCCGGUCACAGCUCUGUGCUUCUCUGACAGAGACGAUCUGCUUCUUGUUGGUUAUGAAUCUGGCUAUCUGGAAAUAUGGCAGAACAACACUGUGGUCGGCCACAAGCAGACCUCAUCCAGCUCCAUCACAGCGAUCUGCUCCAUGCCUGAUAACCAGUAUGCUGUCGGCUACACGGAUGUUGUUGUUGAUGUGUGGAAGCUGGUGUGGAAUGAACAACGCUGCACGGCAAACCUGGUGAAGGUAAAGUCAUACAACAUAGAGGGCCAUGUGAUCCACCUCAUGUACUGCUCGGUCCUGAUGGCCGUGUCACAUGAUGCAGCAGUAUUUGACGUCGCGCCCCAUGAAAAUAGAUGGUUCCACACUUGCUCAGGUUGGUCUCAUCAUGUUCAAGUAAUGGAAAUGAUCAGAAAUGAUGAAAAAAGCUUGUGGCUGGUGGGAGAAGUGGACGGACAAGUUGCGAUCGGCUUUAUUUUUGCAAUGGGCCCCAAUCAAAAUUUCAGCUCAAGUUUUGCCACAAUGACUCUGAUAACUGAUGAGGAGGAGAAGACGGAGGCUGUGAUCUCAGCUGCAACUAUGGACGGAGACUUUGUUGUAGUUGGAGAUACCAAAGGCAACAUGUGGUUCAUCCGGGCUGAGGAACCCUCAACAUGGCGCAGCAGAAUUCCUGCCCACAGUGACAGGAUCAGUGUGCUGAGACUCACUGACAUCACCAUCAUCUCAGCCUCCUAUGACAGGACAGUGAAGCUGUGGGACAGAAACACUAAGAAACAGGUGGGAAUGUUUGUGUGUGGAGCUCCUGUUCUGCAUUUAGAGGUGAACCCUAAAAAUCCCACUGAGCUGGUUUGCGGUGACGCACAGGGAAAGCUCUACAUUCUCUCCUGGAAAGGAUAAUCCUACAAAUUUUACACGCUAUAGUGCUCUGCUUACCAAAGAUUGCCUGGAAUGGUUCGCUUCCUGUUUGCUCUUACAACCCUGAAUGUCAAAUAAAUGUAUGAAAAGAAGAAAUAUAAUGGGGAAUAUUCCACUUAAUUCAUGAAUAUUUACCUAUUUAAUAGCGUUUAAGCCAUGUUUACUUGUGCCUUUCAUUUAGAUAGUUAGAAAUAAACUUGCAAAUGUAACAAGCAAGUAUAAAAAAGCCUUAACUGUUUUACAACUUUUUGUUUGAAUGGGGUCACUUUAACCGUUGAUAUUGUAAUGGGAUGAAAAUGGAGACCUUUGGAAAAAUGACACUCAAAGUGGAUUAAAAUUCACAAAACCAUGAAUCCUGCUUUCUGUGGAAUUAAAAUUAUGUUCGAGUAAGCAGU
Molecule: messenger RNA, 8367 nt
Organism: Cheilinus undulatus (humphead wrasse)
Lineage: Eukaryota; Metazoa; Chordata; Actinopteri; Labriformes; Labridae
Product: telomerase protein component 1-like
Exons: 56
Coding region: 158-7954 (2598 amino acids)
Biological process (GO): telomere maintenance via recombination
Cellular component (GO): telomerase holoenzyme complex
Molecular function (GO): telomerase activity; telomerase RNA binding; protein binding
Source: RefSeq, a predicted model, not a curated record